Nymphaea colorata (pocket water lily) is the source of this 4519-nucleotide messenger RNA. RefSeq names its product putative disease resistance protein RGA3. The record is from RefSeq and is a predicted model, not a curated record. Gene Ontology annotation, molecular function: ADP binding. Gene Ontology annotation, biological process: defense response to other organism. NCBI's taxonomy places the organism in Eukaryota, Viridiplantae, Streptophyta, Magnoliopsida, Nymphaeales, Nymphaeaceae. The coding region runs from base 89 to 2779 and encodes 896 amino acids. The transcript is spliced from 2 exons.
GUCUUUAUAUUGAGCACUUUACCUUCCCUGCCACUCAAAAAUUUCUUCUCUUCCUCUUGCUCUUCCAUCCACAGAGAGAGCUGAGAAGAUGGAAAUAGUAAUGGGAGUAUUUGCAGAAGCAGCUAUUUCUAAUCUGUUGGGAGCCGUAACUAAUUUGCUGAAACACGAAGUGGAGCUCAUCCGGAAUGCCAAAGUCGAACUCAACCAGCUUGAGGGGAACCUGGAAUGCUUGAAGAAGGCCCUCAAAGAUGUAGAUCGCAAGCCCUUUCUCAGCAACAAGCGCAACAGAGAUCUGGAGGGAGAGCAGAAGGAUGUUUUCUAUGAUGCACAAGAUAUCAUCGAAGAAUGCCAAACCAUAAUUGAGCUCAGCUCGAAGAAGGUAAGAAAGGCUUGGAUCCUUGAUGUGUCUGCUCCCUACCGUCUUAGGAAUGAAAUUAAAACGAUCAACGAAAGGCUUAGUAAAAUAUUAAAAGAACCAAUGGUGGAUUUGUUCAAAACAAAACCAAAAGAUAAUAGCCAGGGCCCUAUUGGUGUUGAAGAUGACAACCCCCGAGAGACAACCCAUCACAUAGGUGCACAACCACCGAUAGGCAGGGAGAAUGAUAAAAGGGUGAUAGUAGAAAAACUCUUGUUCAAUUGUUCUAGACAGAGUAGUAUGCCAGAGAAGCAUGAUGUUUCUAUUAUCUCAAUUGUAGGAGAAGGCGGGAUCGGCAAGACUACUCUUGCAAAAAUGGUCUUUAAUGAAGUCGAACAACAGUUCAGGGAUCAUAGAUGGUGGGUUUGUGUUUCUGAGAGGCCAAAACGUAAGGAUUUAUUGCGGAAAAUACUGAAGGAAGUGUGCAAGGAAUCUAAAGCAGGACUUGAUACUUCUUUGAAUGACUUGUGCACACAAAUACGGAGAGAACUUUGGAAGAAAAGAUUUUUGUUGGUAUUAGAUGACGUAUGGGAACUAGAUUGGUGGCAGGGAGAGGUAGAGAGCACUCUUAUGAGAGGUUUAAUGGGGAGCAAAAUUUUGAUCACUAGUCGAAAUAUCGAUGUCUCAAAAGGGGUUGGAGCUUUAUAUAUGCAUAGAUUGCCAAUAUUGAAGGAUGAUGAGAGUUGGAAUUUAUUUUUGAACAAGGCAUUGAUGACCGAAACUGAUUUGGCAAGUCACAAUUUGCAAGAUAUUGCGAAAAAAAUAGUCAAGAAGUGCAGUGGGUUGCCACUUGUGAACAUGGAAAAAGCAGAGUGGAAGGCAGUUGCAGAUAGUGUGAUCUGGGACUGGAAGAUGCCUGCCUCAUCAUCUUCCUCUCAAUAUGGUAGCAUUCUUCCUGGUUUGAUAAUGAGCUACGAUGACUUGCCACCUUAUUUGAGGUGUUGUUUCGUUUAUUGCAGCAUUUUUCCAAAGGAUCAUGAGAUCAAAAGGGAGCUAUUGAUCAUGCAAUGGGUGGCACAUGGAUUGGUUGAGGAAAAGGAAGGUGUAGGUGUGGAAGUGACAGCAAACCAAUACAUUGAAGAUUUGAGAAGGCGUUGCUUGAUUGAAACACAUAGAUCUGAUAGGGGCACUUGUGUCAAAUUGCAUGACAUUUUGCAUGACCUUGCCUCAUAUGUAGGUGGAAAGGAAUAUAGCCAUGCCUUUGCUACUGAGCAGACCCGCCAUCUGUCAUUACUUGGUCAAGCCAAUGCAGAAGCGGCCAUGAAAUAUAAUGCCUCAGGAGCAGCAAAUAAGGUGCGGACAAUAUUGUUGAGUGCAUCCUUGCCUUUGGUGGAAUUGAUCAAUUUCAAGCGAUUGAGGGUGUUAUCAUUGAUGAAAUGUCGAAUAGAUGAGCUAUCGAACUCCAUUGAAUGCCUUUCACUUCUAAAAUAUCUCGAUCUAAGAUGGUCUGAGGUGAGACGAUUGCCCAGGUCAAUUGGCAGACUCUAUAACUUGCAAACAUUGGAUUUAAGUGAUAGUGAUAUUGAAGAGUUGCCCGUGGAAAUGGUCGAACUGUGCAACUUGAGGUAUCUUGGGAUGGAAAGAACAGUGUGUUUGAAAUUUAUGGCAGAAGGCUUGGGGAAGCUUACCAAUUUAUGGACCUUGCAUAAGUUUCUGGUAUGCAAUGACAAUGGAGGAUGCAAUAUUAGGGAGCUAGAAAACUUGAACAAACUGAAAGGGAAAUUGCUAAUAGAAGGUUUGGGUGGGGGAAGGGUGAAAGCAAUUGAUGCAGAGAAAGCACAACUUAAGGAGAAGCAUGAGCUAAAUGUUGUAGAAUUGGUCUUCGAGGUGGAUGAUAAUGUUUCUGAACACAGAAGUUUGCUAGAGGCUUUGGAACCUCCACAUGGCAUCGAGAGGUUGAGAAUUUGUGAUUAUGAAGGAGAUACGCCUGCGUGGUAUUUGGACACCACCAACUAUAUGGAGCUGCGGACACUACAGCUGCGAUGUUGCCCAUUGUUGGCAACAGUAAUCGGAAUUAACUGUUUGGAAAAUUUGGAGGUCAACAUCUGCCCAACAUUGUGUGAAUUGCCAAGCAUGCCUUCGCUCAAGUCAUUGAAGGUGAACGGAUGUAAUGGGCUAAAAACCCUCGCUAACAUGCCUAUCUUAGAGUCUUUGGAGGUGGUUGAAUGUGGCAGCCUUGAGCACGUUGCUGAGAUGCCUGCACUCAUGUCACUGAGGGUGGACAGAUGUAAUAUGCUGAAGACUCUUGCUAAUAUGUCGGCCUUGGAAUUGUUGACGCUGAUUCAAUGUCGCAGCCUAAAGCAAGUAGCUGAGGUGCUUGCACUCAGGCCACUGGUCCUUGUUAGUGUUGCUGCUAGAUCCUAAGGAUUACAUCUUGUGUUGCCGCGUUUCAUUCUCAUGGCAAAUCAAGAAGCAUCAUCAAAUACAGGAGUCAACUCUGAUACGGGUAUGAAUUUUCUUGCUUCUCCUCUUCAGUGCCCAAGCAAUUUACAGCAUUUCCUCACCAUCAAGUUAAAUGCUGAAAAUUAUCUUAUUUGGGAAUCUCAAUUCACUUCAAUUUUGAUCUCAUUUGGUCUUAUGGGAUAUAUUGAUGGAAGCAAACCUGCUCCAUCAAUGUUUAGAAGUGGAACAACUGAAAUUAGUUCAGAAUAUAUUGAAUGGUUGAGAAAUGAUCAACUACUUUUGAGUUGGAUUAAGUCCUCUCUAUCUGAAGCAAUACAUACCCAAAUUAUUGGUUUAAAAACCUCUCUAGAGGUUUGGAGCGCUCUUAGGCAGUCAUAUGCCACUCAAUCUAUGGCUCGAAUAAUGCAGUUAAAAUCACAGUUUCAAGAUUUGAAAAAGGGGUCUAGUUCUAUGGAUGUUUAUAUAAACAAAGCAAAAUCUAUUGCUCAUCAAUUAGCCAUUGCAUCCAAACCUGUUGAUGAAGAUGAUCUUGUUCUUCAAAUUCUUAGAGGAUUGCCAAGUGAAUAUCUUGCUUUUAAAGUCAGUAUGGAAACUCGAAAGGACCCUGUCUCUUUGAACGAACUUCAUGGGCUUCUUCUCAUACAAGAAGCCAACUUAAAAGAAGAUGAUUCUCAAACUUUUGAAUCUAUUAUGCCGGCUGCGAAUAUUGCCUCAAAACAAGUUUACAACAAGCAAACCAACUACAGAGGUCGUGGUAGAAACAACUAUCAAUCUAGAGGAGGAGUCCGGAAAAGUGAUCAAUACAAAGGUGAUCGUUUUGUGUGCCAAAUAUGUGGAAAAGUUGGUCAUAUUGCAAAGUUUUGUUGGUCAUAUACUAACUUGCUUAAAGAAAAAGAGACAACGCCUCCUCAAGCAUAUCAUGCAGUUUCUUCUAGCACUCUGAAUCAAGACAUUGGAGAUGACAAUUGGUAUCCUGACUCCGGUGCGACUCAUCUCAUCACCAAUGAUAUCAAUAACUUGUUCAUUCAUGCCAAAUACAAAGGUGGAGAUGCAGUAAAAAUCGGAGAUGGAUCAGGUUUGAGAAUUUUUCAUAUUGGUUCUUCAAAGACAUCUCAAAAUUUAGUUUUAAAUGAUCUCCUUCAUGUGCCCAAAAUAACAAGAAACUUGUUAUCUGUACAACGUUUUUCUAAGGAUAAUGGAGUCUAUUUUGAGUUUCAUCCUAAUAUGUGCUAUGUUAAGCAGCAGGGAACGGGAAAAAUUCUUCAUCAAGGAACGAGCAGUGAUGGGCUAUAUAAGAUUGACCUUAGUAGCAAAAAAAAGGAAGCACAACUUGGAGAAAGACAUACUAUUGGGCAGUGGCACAAAAGACUUGGUCACCCUUCAUUUUCCAUUGUUAAGAGGUUUUGAACAAGUAUGAUUUGUCUUAUUAUGAUGAUUGUUUAAAUUAUUUGUGUGAAGCUUGUCAAAAAGCUAAGAGUCAUAAACUUCCAUUUAAUGCUAUUUCAAGUAAGGUGAAAUGCCCGCUUGAACUCAUUUAUUCUGAUGUAUGGGGUCCAGCCCCAGUGGAGAGUGUGAAUGGUUUUAAGUACUAUGUGAUUUUUAUGGAUGCGUUUUCAAGAUAUACUUGGAUUUAUUUGAUGAAAAAAAAAUCAGAUGUCAGUCAUGUUUUUAAAGCUUUCAAGACACUUUCUGAAAAUCUCA